AUGGAGGCAGAGGAGCGCCCUGCAAAGCUUCGGAAGCUUGACUCGGACAAUGACCCUGGCCUGACUGAAGAUGCAGAUACUCCUCCUCUGUUGUCAAACCUGCCUGGCACGGUCACUGGCUCCGCCGAUGCUCGGUCGAUGCAAAACAGUAAGCCAGAGGAGUGUGCUGCUAAUCUUCAAGACCCUCCAGACACACGAGAGGAAGUCGACGGUCGAGAUGAGUCGGACGACCUAGAGCUAGACUCUGAAAGCAAACCAGACCUCAGCCACAAAGCGCCACAGCAGCAGCAAGACGGCGACGCUUCGAAGCCUCUCUCUAAGAACCAGCUGAAGAAACUAAAGAAGCGAGAAGAAUGGGAGGCGGCCCGAGAUUACCGCAAAGCGAAGCGAAAACAGAAGAUACAGGAGAAGAGGGCGAGGAAACGAGCAGCGCGAGAAGAGGAGGAACAGAAUCGUCUCCAAACACUGCAACAACCGUCCCUUGUCGGCGGGAAAGGGACGGUAGGAGAAGUUGACGGAACGAAGACCACGACGUCGAUGCCGCCACAGCAGCCACCCCCGAAGAUGAAGUUCCGCCGUCCCGUCCAAGUCCCCAUGACCAUCCUCAUAGACUGCGGCUUCGACGAGCUCAUGAUGGAAAAAGAACGGAUAUCGCUUGGCUCGCAACUGACGCGGUCAUACUCGGACAACUCUCGCACGCGGUAUCAGUCACACCUCGUGAUUAGCUCCUGGGGUGGGUUACUGAAGGAGAGAUUCGAUACGGUGCUCAGCAAGCAUUAUCUCAAUUGGAGGAAUGUGACCUUCGUGGAAGGUGACUUUGUUGAGGCGGCGAAGAAGGCCGAAGAGUUGAUGAGAGGGCCAGGUGGUGGGAAGCUGGUCGGAUGCUUUGAGAAACACGCUGUUGCUGCUGCUGCUCCACCCGCUGGCACUGAAUCUCCGGUAGUUUCUAAGGACGCAACAUCUCAAGAUCUCAAAGCUGCAGAUAACUCUUUACGAUCUGAAGAGGACGGAAAAGGCGAUGGAAAUGGCCUUCUCAAGCCCCAGGAAACAGCAACACCAAAUGCCUCCGUGUCCGCCGAACCAGGGGUUCAACACUCUUCGCCAUCGGACCCGCCAGUACCUCCUCAAGGCGAAGUCAUCUACCUGACCUCCGACUCGCCCGACACCCUCACCACUCUGUCGCCCUACUCGACGUACAUCGUCGGCGGACUGGUGGACAAGAACCGCCACAAGGGCAUCUGCUACAAGACCGCCAUGGCUCGCGGGAUCAAGACGGCAAAGCUGCCCAUCGGGGAGUACCUCGAGAUGACGUCCCGCAAGGUGCUGGCGACGAACCACGUCGUGGAGAUCCUGCUGCGCUACCUGGAGGAGGAAGACUGGGGUAAGGCCUUUUUGAGGGUCAUCCCCAAGAGGAAGGGUGGUAAGUUGAGGGAGAGUGCGGCAGGAGAAGGAAAUGGAGAAAAGAACGGGAGGCCUGCCGAGGCGGACGACGACGGUGCCGGUGACGAUACUGCUGAGGACGAUUACGAUGAUGAUGAUAAUGAUGAUGACAACGGUGAUCGUGAUGUCAACAAGGAGGAACAAAGGAACGGCGAACGAGUAUCUCGCGCUCUCGAAGCUGAGCUGCAGAACCAGCGGGUGCCGGAGCCGGAGCCGGGACAAAAUACGAAUCCCGCGUGA
Fonsecaea erecta is the source of this 1680-nucleotide messenger RNA. RefSeq lists its product as hypothetical. Gene Ontology annotation, cellular component: nucleus. NCBI's taxonomy places the organism in Eukaryota, Fungi, Ascomycota, Eurotiomycetes, Chaetothyriales, Herpotrichiellaceae. The record is from RefSeq and is a predicted model, not a curated record. The transcript has a single exon. Gene Ontology annotation, molecular function: tRNA binding. Gene Ontology annotation, biological process: tRNA N1-guanine methylation. The coding region runs from base 1 to 1680 and encodes 559 amino acids.